AGGUUUGUUGCUUUUCACAGCAGAUUCUGCGCGAAAUAAGCAGGGAGAAUUUUUGGACUUGGAGCUCUUGCCACAGCAGCUAAUCCUUGAAAUCUUGCAGUGUCUCUCUGAUUUAUUCGAUUUAAUCAGAUUUAAUAAAGAAAAUUCCUUAAAAUGGUGUGGCCUUUUCCAGAAGGGCACACCUGCCGAACAUGCAAAAGGGUGUUUUGCACCGUGGCGAGAUGCCAGAUGCACGAACGAGAGGCGCACCCGCCCAGAAUGAGUUGCCCCCUGUGCAGCGUGAAGACCUAUGAGGUCGAGGAGAUCCUGUGCCACCUCGAAGUCCACCUGCCUCUGAUCUGCUGCCACCCUCGAUGCGGAGUCUUGCUCACCAACAAGCUCGAGCUGUUCGUCCACAAGGCUUUUGCUCACCUCCAAUCUGCGCCGUCAGGGUUAGUGCCUCCUGGACUCAAAUUCCUCAACCGAGACUCGGCUCAAGCUCCGAAAAGUCCACUGCCUGCUGCUAUGAGGUCCCAGCAAAAUUCUCCGUUGAGUACUCCAAAAAGGAGAUAUCCCCUUGAAUCACCUCAGAUGGCUCAGAAGAAAAUUUCUGAUGGUGAAAGGACACCCACUGUAGUAGUGUCAGCCCAGCCUGGGACAAGUUCACUCACCCCUGCUUUUGGCACCCUUCACCUUGGAAUAUCUCCACUGUCUCACUCUUCUCAUUUUGAAACUUGCUAUGAGGACGACGAGCUGAUGGUCACCGCUCUAGAUGCAAGUGAAAGUGCUGUUUUUCACGAUCAGUCUCACAAUCAAAUCUUCUAUACUCCCAAAUAAGAUGUAUUUUUUGCUAAAGACUAAUCAAAGUAUGUUCCGAGACUGAAUCUUAAGUUUAAUAUAGAAUUAAAAACAGAAUUUCAAAGCUGGAAAAUUUUAUUAAAAAUGUGAUCACAACCAAAAGUUGAACAUUAAUAAUUGAUGAGUAUUUUAAGUAUACACAUGGGAAAUAAUAUAAUAUUAUAUCACAUAAAAAUGCUCAUGGCAUAAAAAAUGCUAAAAAUCACAAGAAUGGAAUAAAUU
This is a messenger RNA of Neocloeon triangulifer, 1059 nucleotides long. RefSeq lists its product as uncharacterized. The coding region runs from base 154 to 816 and encodes 220 amino acids. The record is from RefSeq and is a predicted model, not a curated record. The transcript is spliced from 4 exons. Lineage: Eukaryota; Metazoa; Arthropoda; Insecta; Ephemeroptera; Baetidae.